Prunus armeniaca (apricot) is the source of this 303-nucleotide messenger RNA. Lineage: Eukaryota; Viridiplantae; Streptophyta; Magnoliopsida; Rosales; Rosaceae. The record is from the annotation of a GenBank genome assembly.
AUGAAGAAUGUACUACUCAAAGGUCCAAUGUAUAGUAUGGAAGUUUUUAGUUGUAUUGACAACAUGAUUUCUCUAAAGAAUUAUGGAGAUUUGGUUGAACCGCACGAAGAACAAGAAGGUGUUACUGAAUGCCCCAUGUCUCAAGAAACUAAUGAGAAUCUGACUAAGGCUAAAGAACCAAAUGGGAGAGAUUUUGUUUACUUGAAAACACAGACGGAGCCAACAUGUGUUUCUAGCUCGGAAACCAAGUUAACCAUGUGGGAGGGAUACACAGAUUUCUUAUCCGAGGAGGAGAGUGAAUGA